GUGACCAGCAGAGGCGUAUGACGUGUGAACCUGAACCGGCGUCUCUCAGCUCUCACUCACAGUCGAGCUGCCAUUUUGAUACGUAAAAAAUAUCUAGCUCUAUAUCUCGUGUUUCUUUAAAAAAUAUAAUUAAGAAAAAAAAAUUGUUAAGUAUAAAAAGUGUCGAGUUUAAAAAUGCCGUUAAAAAAGAUAGAACGAAACGUUCAAACAGAAUAUCGUACAUGGAAAUUAAAAAAUAUAAGUGAAACAUUCGCAAAAGUAGAUACGUGCAAGAUUGAUUCUUCAGUGGGUCCUGUCGAAGAGACUUACUUCUUUUCUACAAAUUUUCAAGAUCAUGAAAUUGACUGGUACGUCAAGUUGGAUUUUCGUCAUAAUGAAUUGCGUUCUGGAUUCCAGAUAUUAUUCGACGCUGUUGAAGAAUUAAAACCUAAGAAUCAUGUCACCUGUAAUUUUUACCUGGUCGACGCCGACGAUAAUAAGUUUUUCAUUGGACGUAAGAACCGGAAAUUUGAUUCGACUUAUUAUUAUGGACCUGAAGUUGGUUACAGCAUUAUUCUUAGUCAGAGCGAAUUACCAAACACUGAAGAUAAAUUAUUGCCCAAUGAUACCAUGACAUUGUUGAUCGAACUCAACAUUUACUUGGAUGAUAAUCCUAUAUUUCCUUUAGAAGAAUUAAUUUAUCAAAUUAAACAAGUUUUGAAUUUAGAUGAUAUCUCGCAUUUGUAUCCACUUAAAGGUGACGGUGACAUUAAGAUUUAUGUGCAAGGUGUUGAAUUUUCAGUCCAUAAAACUGUUAUAGAAAUACGAUGUCCGACACUAUCUAAAAUUAUUGCUGGUCAUCAACAAAUGUCUGACAACAAUGAUAACCAAUUGGUUGUUACGGAUAUCAAGCCAGAAAUAUUUGAAAAAGUUUUAGAACAUAUCUACACUGGGAAAGUCAAAGAUUUGGAUGAUCAUGCAGAAUCUUUGCUAGAAGCUGCUUCGAAAUAUGAAUUAUUAAGACUACAAUAUAUGUGUGAAUUAUCCCUCGUCAACCACUAUCUUACUUACGAAAGCGCUAAAGAGGUUAAAAAAUUGGCUGUUCGUUGUGAUGCCGUUAUGUUAGCUAUAAACGCAGAAUUAAUAAUGAGUGAGUCACUCAUUUCACAAAUAGAUUUUUCUUGUACACGUGAUGGUACACUGAUUGUAACAAGACCCAGUGGUAAAAAAAAGGUGUAUGAAAACCGUUUUGAAAAACCUAUACCGAAGGGAAUUAAGAUUGUACCAGACAGAUUGUCUUUGCAUCACUAGAUGGCAAUUCAUUUAUUCAUCUCAGCAAGUGUAUAGCCGCAUGUACGACCUUUUACACUUUUUGCCUUUACAUCGCAACUGCUUCCUUUCUUUAUCUGCUUUUCAUUGUGCGGCUGUGGCCCGACUUGUGCUUAUACUGUACUGUACCAUUACGGUGAUACCCUAUCCUCCACCUUGGCUGUGGGGGUAUAGGGGCAAGGGAAACCACAGAGAAAACCAUUGCCAGUACAGUUCGGUUUGGGUGAGGCUUCAGUGAUCGGUAAAAUUCCCAUUUUACCGAUCACUGGAUCUUCAUCCCGAACGCCCAGAGACCUCCGAUCGAGCUCAACGCGUGGCUAAGCGGUUACCCAGCCAAGUUGCGACCAUGCUCGGUGCUGCUUAACUUCGGUGAUCGCCCGAGCCACACGAGAACCGAUCGGCUGUCUCUGCCGCUCCAACUUGUAACGCAUUGGACGAAUUGCAUUUAGACGACCCAUUAAAUCUAGUAGACUCGAUGCACCGAGUCACCAACUCUCCAAUAAGCAAUUUAAUAUCUGCGGGUCUCGCGAGCUCUGGAUUACUCGAUAGUUCUGCGCCAAUUAAUAUUCCCGGUAUGGCUAAGCGCUCGGUUUUAUCGAAUUCUUCACCUUCUACGUCUAGUCCACUACAGCAUUUACAAUCCGCUGGAUUUUUAACUGAAUUAAGAUUUUCCCAUCAAGAUCCAAUUGAAUCGACGAUGCCAUUUUUAAGUCAUUCAGUAUCAGAUCCAUUUUCUAAUCAUAUAUCUCAAUUAAGUAGCUCGACAUCAAAACUCAGCGGUUUCAAUAGUAGUCAAUUUGAUUUGCAAAUCAAGGAUUAUCGCCAUCGCGUACACAGCCAUUAGGAGCAUCACCACUUGUUAAUGGAUUUUCAAUAAACCCUAGCAAUUCUGGAUCACUGUCAGAAAAAUCCACUUUGUCUCUCCCUCCUGUUUAUUAUUACUUGUAAAGGGAAAAGUAAGUUGAACAGUGGUAAAUACAAGGCAAUAAGUUGCAUGUUCAGAGGGUGAGAGAAGAGUUGACUUCAAGUUGCGCUCAACUGGCUACUUGGGAUGAGAGGAUAAAUCAAGCACGUGCCGCUUGCUCGGCUUGGCAAUUGGAGAGUGAACAGGCUAAAAGAAAAGCGUCAGUUGCGGAACAACAGCAAGAUGAGGCACUGAUGCAAGUAAAAGCACUGAAAAUGAGAAUGAAGCAGCUUCCUCAAAUAGCAGUUCACAUAUUCAUUCAAUGAAUUAGUAAUGAGCUAAGAAAUUAGUCAAUAAGCGCAUUGAAAUCCAUUCAGUCACAGAAACAUCAAUAUAAGUUUCAGUAAUAAGUAAUUACUGGUUUAUUAUGUGUUUUGCACGCCUCAUAAGCGAAGCGUUUUUUUGUAUUGUUUUUGUCAAGCAAUUUUUUUUUGUAUUGUUUUUGUCAAGCAAUUUUUUUUUUUAUUGUAAGUUUAAAUUUUUUUUUUCAAAUUAUUGAUAUGAGAGUGUAUUAGGUGCUAAAAUUAUUAUUAAAUAUAUUUUAUUUAGCGCUUUAGAGAAAUUAAUUAAUUAAUAUUAUUUUAAUAAUGAUUGACAGAUUAUAUAAAUAAAUUUGUAAAUAAUUU
This is a messenger RNA of Microplitis mediator, 2898 nucleotides long. RefSeq names its product speckle-type POZ protein-like. Bases 175 to 1290 code for a protein of 371 amino acids. The record is from RefSeq and is a predicted model, not a curated record. Gene Ontology annotation, biological process: regulation of proteolysis; proteasome-mediated ubiquitin-dependent protein catabolic process. Gene Ontology annotation, cellular component: cytoplasm. The transcript is spliced from 6 exons. Gene Ontology annotation, molecular function: ubiquitin protein ligase binding. NCBI's taxonomy places the organism in Eukaryota, Metazoa, Arthropoda, Insecta, Hymenoptera, Braconidae.